GCCACGUUUGUUAUGAAAGUGACACAAAAGUCAGGUUAUGUGUUUUGUUUUGGUGCGCGUUUAAAACAAAACAAAUCAUGAGUGAAGGCGAUCCCCCUAUUAAAAGGUAUAGGAAGGAAAUUAAAGAUGAUUCCGACUCUGACGAUUCCAAAUACGUCCCAUACGUUCCGAUCAAAGAGCGCAAAAAACAAAAACUUCUCAAGCUCGGGAGGCUCGGCCAAAUAAAGGAGGCCGAGCAAAGUAAGGUGAAAUCGUCGAGCGAGAAUGACAGUAACAUCGAGGACGAGGACGAGGAUCAAGCCUGGGGUAGGAAAAACAAUAUAUCGUUGCUUGAUCAGCAUACAGAAUUAAAGAAGUUAGCCGAAGCAAAGAAAGUCAGCGCAGUCGAGCGGCAACUACGCAAAGAAGAAGAAAUAUUGGAGAGUGUAGCCGAAAAGAAGGCUUUGAUGGGUGUUUCAGAAUUGGCGAAAGGAAUUCAGUACAGCGAACCAAUAAAGACAAGUUGGCGGCCUCCGCGGCAUAUCCUGGCCAUGUCUGAAGCAAGGCACGAACGUUUACGGGCCGAACUUAGGAUUCUGGUGGAAGGAGAAGACGUACCUUCUCCUAUUCGUUCGUUCAAAGAAAUGAAACUCCACAAAGGCAUUAUAGCCGGUUUAGAAGAGAAAAAAAUUAAAAAACCCACUCCCAUUCAAAUCCAAGGCAUUCCGACUGUUUUAUCAGGUCGCGACAUGAUUGGAAUUGCAUUUACUGGGUCUGGCAAAACGCUAGUUUUCGCACUGCCACUAAUUAUGUUCUGCCUCGAGCAAGAGAUGAAGAUGCCCUUCAUCAAAAAUGAAGGACCGUACGGACUAAUUAUUUGCCCUUCGAGGGAACUUGCGAAGCAAACUUUCGAUAUUAUACAAUUUUUCUGUGAUGCGCUCCAGAAACAUGGCAUGCCGGAAAUACGGAGUUGUCUAGCAAUUGGUGGCGUACCAGUUUCAGAGUCAAUUGAAAUUAUCCAAAGGGGAGUGCAUAUUAUGGUAGCAACUCCUGGAAGACUCAUGGAUAUGCUCGAAAAAAAAAUAGCACGGUUAAGCGUUUGCAGAUACUUAUGUAUGGACGAAGCGGAUCGUAUGAUUGAUUUAGGUUUUGAGGAAGAUGUUCGGACAAUUUUUUCAUACUUUAAUGGACAGAGACAAACCUUAUUGUUUUCUGCUACGAUGCCGAAAAAGAUCCAAAAUUUCGCUCGGUCGGCUCUUGUGAAACCAGUUACUAUUAAUGUGGGACGUGCCGGUGCUGCAUCUAUGAAUGUUAUUCAAGAAGUGGAAUACGUAAAACAAGAAGCGAAGGUAGUCUAUCUGUUGGAGUGCUUACAAAAAACUCAACCACCAGUACUAAUCUUCGCUGAGAAGAAGCAAGACGUAGACGCAAUUCACGAGUAUCUACUAUUGAAAGGGGUGGAGGCGGUUGCAAUUCACGGCGGUAAAGAUCAAGAAGAACGGUCUCGAUCAGUUGAGGCGUUCAGAAAGCAACAAAAAGAUGUACUCGUCGCCACCGAUGUUGCUUCGAAGGGAUUAGAUUUCCCUGACGUACAACACGUGAUUAACUACGACAUGCCAGAUGACGUUGAAAAUUACGUGCACAGGAUUGGUCGUACUGGGCGAUCUGGGCAACAAGGCCUCGCCACAACUUUUAUUAAUAAGGCCAACGAUGAGUCGGUAUUAUUGGACUUAAAACAUUUGUUGAUGGAGGCUAAGCAGAAGGUGCCCACUUUUCUGUCUGAGUUAUGCUCGGAAAGCGAGAAGUAUCUCAAUUUGGGAGAUGAUAGGGGUUGCAGUUAUUGCGGUGGAUUGGGUCAUCGAAUCACCGAUUGUCCUAAGUUGGAAGCGUUGCAGAACAAACAAGCCUCAAACAUUGGAAGGCGUGACUAUUUGGCAAACACCGCCGCUGAUUAUUAGUUUGUGGCGAAUUUUAUUUGCCAUAGGUCUAGACCUAGGCAUUUAUGUAAAUACUUGGUCUAUUUAAAUAUUUAGUGAAUUUCUAGAACAUUACAAUCGUGAUUAAUUGUCGUAUGCAAUCGUUGAGAAUGUGUGGUAAUUUAAUACGCCAAGAUAGCAUGUAAACGUUUGUUGUUCAUAAAAAAUUGUCCUCUAAU
This is a messenger RNA of Photinus pyralis (common eastern firefly), 2134 nucleotides long. It is a transcript of the gene abs, whose product is annotated as ATP-dependent RNA helicase abstrakt. The transcript is spliced from 10 exons. Gene Ontology annotation, biological process: mRNA splicing, via spliceosome. Gene Ontology annotation, cellular component: spliceosomal complex. Lineage: Eukaryota; Metazoa; Arthropoda; Insecta; Coleoptera; Lampyridae. The record is from RefSeq and is a predicted model, not a curated record. Gene Ontology annotation, molecular function: zinc ion binding; RNA helicase activity; ATP binding. Bases 78 to 1937 code for a protein of 619 amino acids.